Molecule: messenger RNA, 1197 nt
Organism: Staurois parvus
Lineage: Eukaryota; Metazoa; Chordata; Amphibia; Anura; Ranidae
Source: the annotation of a GenBank genome assembly
AUGGUUAAGAAAGUAGCAGUAAUUGGAUCAGGAGUUAGUGGCUUGACUGCUAUCAAAGCAUGCUUGGAAGAAGGAUUGGAACCCACAUGUUUUGAAAAAAGUUGUGAUAUUGGAGGUCUUUGGAGGUUUACAGAUGAAUUGGAGGAUAAAAGAGCCAGCAUCUAUAGCUCUUUGGUUACCAAUGUUUCCAAAGAAACUAUGUGUUUCAGUGACUUUCCAAUGCCCUCAGAUUUUCCCAAUUUCCUACCUAAUCGGAAAUACUUUGAAUACAUCAAGUUAUAUGCAGAAAAUUUUAAGUUGACAAAAUACAUUCAAUUCAAGACAACAGUGUGCCGAAUUGAGAAACAUCCUGACUUUCCUGUAAAUGGUCAGUGGAAUGUUACUACAGAAAGUGAUGGUGAAAAAAAGACUGCUAUCUUUGAUGCAAUUUUAAUUUGCACUGGUCAACAUGUGGAUGCUGAGAUACCAAUAGACAGUUUUCCAGGUAUUAAAAUGUUCAAGGGAAAAGUCUUACAUUCCAGAGAGUACAAAAGGCCAGUUGGUUAUGAUGGAAAAAGAGUGUUAAUUGUUGGAAUGGGUAACACCGGUGUCGACAUCUCAACUGAACUGUGCACACUUGCCUCACAGGUAUACCUUACAACUAGAGAAGGAGUAUGGAUAAUACCUCGUCUUGGGAAAGAUGGCUACCCUUUUGAUUUGUUUUUCCUACGUCGUAUUAACAAUUGGAUAGAAAACUUAGUACCACGAUCAGUGUCCAGAUGGAUGUUAAAACGAUACUUGAACAAUCGAUUUAACCAUGAACUGUACAAUAUACAACCGAUUCAUAGAAUUUUUUGGAAGGAACCUUUGGUAAAUGAUGAGAUUGCAAGUCGUGUUUUGUCAGGCUCCAUUAUCAUCAAGCCAGGAGUGACAAAAUUUACUGAAACAGAUGCACAUUUUUCAGAUGGUUCUAUAGUGCGUGAUCUUGAUGUUGUCAUUCUGUGCACUGGAUUUGGCUACAGUUUCCCUUUUUUGGAUGAGUCAGUCUUCAAGAGAAAUGAAAACAAAGGAAAUUUAUAUAAAAAGAUAAUUCCUUUGGGUAUUGAAAAACCCACAAUUGCAUUUAUUGCAUUUCUCCUACCGAUUGGACCAACCAUGGUAGCUGCGGAGAUUCAGUGCCGAUGGGCCACCAGAGUAUUUAAAGGUAAGAGCAAAUGA